AGCUCAGAAUGAACACUUCAUCUCAUUUCAUUCAAAAACUCACUGAAGUGUUGUGCUGUGAUAGAGCAGUGGGCGUGCUGUGAUGGCUAACGGGGACAGGGUGGUUCUUGCUCUUGGAGGGUCUGGAACAGUGGGCUCAGGCCUGGUGAAGGCUUUACUGGACAGAGGGUUUAAAGUUGCUGUGAUCUCCAGAGACAGCAGCAAGCUAGAGAAGCUCAAAGCAUUUGUUUCACCCGCCACCAAAAGCAACCUGACCACACUGGUGGGGAAUGUUGGCUCAGAGGAGGGAGCAGAGGAGGUGAAGCAGGCCCUGCUGCGCUCUGUGGGCAAGAUUACAGAUGUGGUGUCCUCACUGGGCUUCAGCUGGUGGCAGGGAGGACCACCUCACACUCAGUCUGUCAAAGAGCUCCACUGGGUUAUUGAGACCUUGCUGUUCAGCACUUUUGUGUCCUGGAAAGCUUUCUUCCCUCUGGUGAGAGACGACCCCAACAGCACCUACACAUUCAUUACAGGUGGUGCUGGGGAGAAGCUGCUGAUGCCAGGCACAGGCUUCUUGACUGUAGGUGCAGCCAGCACGCUUGCAUUCUGCCAGGUUCUGAGAGAAGAGUACCCAGAGGUGCCCUGCAAACUAAACCAGGUGAAGAUCAACACAGGCGUGGCCUCUCCAGAGCGUAUGGCACCAGGGUUCCUAAAUCACGUGGAUUUAGGGGAGGCUGUGGCAACCCUGCUGGAGAGGAGAAACACGUCUCACAAAGUGUUCACCAUCAACUCCCCGGCUGACCUAAAAACUGUCACCCUGGAGGGCAACCUGUAGGCCAACUUCACCACCAGUACAAUGCCAUAAAGCCCCCUUCAGACUCUUGGAUCUAUAGCACAGAUUUAUAAUCUGCAUCCACUUUAGCUUCUGUGUGUAUGUGUUGUUUUGUGAAGAGAACACACUUUUUGAGCUGCAUUUCUGAUUAUUAUUUUGAUGCGUUUCCACUGGUUUUAGAUUAGAUUAAUAUAUAUGAAAUUAUUUUAAACAUGAAGAUGUCAAAAAGGGUAUUUGAAUCGAUGCCAUAGAAGAACCACUUAUAGUUCUCUAAAGAAAUAUUCGAUAGAUGGUGACUUUUGGAUUGUUUUCACACCUAUAGUUUGUUUGCUCUUGUCCAAAUUUUACCAGCAAAUUUUGAGUGUUUCCCUUUGGUUUAAAUUAGUUUCUGACAAGCAUAAAUCCAAAUUCACUAAAAAUGCAUCAGCAAACUAUGUAAGAAGUUAAACGUUUUUUUCUGAUGAUUGGCCAGACCUGUGUGGGAUAGGGGUAAAAAGUUCAAAAGUAAAAAGUUAAUACAGGAAAAAGAUCCUGUGUUCUGGGCUAGUGUAAAUCUUUGUGAAGUACACUAGCUGUAGCAUGCCAGGUUAAACUUUACUUUACUUUACUGAAAACAGCAGUUUUACACAGUUUAAUCUGGUAUGGUGUCCAGAUAAUACCAACAGACACAAACAAGUGCCAAAUGUCAUCACUGCCUUUGGGCCACGCUAUUUUGCACUGAAUUAUAUACUAGUUCAGAUAGCUUCUUCCUGUAUUUACUUUCUUGACAAAAUAUCAAUAUUACAAUGUGUCAAAUUGUUUUCAUUUGCGAUGCAUUAUCAAUAUAUGGUGUAAAAUAUUCAAAUUCUAAUCUCCAUAAGAUUCACCCCAUUUUAGGAUUCUUGGGUUUUCCUUGAAAGCAAACCAAACCAAUGGAUUAAAGCUCAAAAUAUGCAAACAUGUUGACUGAUUAGAACCAGAGCAAACCAUAUGUAGGCAUGAACAGUUAAAGGUCUUAAAUGUUCUUAGAAUCAGAGGAACCCUUCAGGAGCCUUUAUUUCUUGGAGUGUAACAUGUAGGAUGAAUGCGGGGGCAUGUAGGGUGUGCCUGAGUGCAGGUGCACUGGGUCUGGGAAAGAAAAAGAGCAGCCUCAAGAACAGAUUUAAGGGUGAGAGAUUAUGAGAUACAGAAUGAAACAAAGAGAGUGUGGGUGAGAAAGUGGAAGAGAGGCAUGCAUGGGAACAGGGGAAUGAAAGAAAAAAAAUUCUUGGACCAUACUCCAGCAUUCAGCCAUGCCUGUGGGUUGUUGGGAGAGAGGUAGGAAGGGAGGAGGGCUCCAGGCGGCUGCUUUGAGUCCCCCUAGCGUGACUCCCUGCCCUGUUCACAAACAUCCCUCGUUUCUCUUCGCUCCCACUCCUGCUUAUCUGGCUCCAAUUAUCCCAGGCCACACUGCCCAAAAAUAAACAGCUCUGAGAGAGAGAGAGAGAGAGAGAGAGGCUGGGAGGUCCAGCUAUGGCCUGGCAUAGGUGAUGAGGAUAAGGUCACUGAGGGUAUCGCUUUCUGUUUGUUUAUUGUCGUUGUCUCAUUUGCAUUUCUGCUUUAGCAACAUGAAUGUAUAUUUGUCAUGCCAAUAAAGACAUUUGAAUUCA
Astyanax mexicanus (Mexican tetra) is the source of this 2439-nucleotide messenger RNA. Its product is annotated as SDR family oxidoreductase. Bases 83 to 814 code for a protein of 243 amino acids. Lineage: Eukaryota; Metazoa; Chordata; Actinopteri; Characiformes; Acestrorhamphidae. The record is from RefSeq and is a predicted model, not a curated record. Gene Ontology annotation, cellular component: mitochondrion. The transcript is spliced from 6 exons. Gene Ontology annotation, molecular function: 2,4-dienoyl-CoA reductase (NADPH) activity. Gene Ontology annotation, biological process: fatty acid beta-oxidation.